This is a messenger RNA of Aspergillus oryzae RIB40, 864 nucleotides long. RefSeq lists its product as uncharacterized. Lineage: Eukaryota; Fungi; Ascomycota; Eurotiomycetes; Eurotiales; Aspergillaceae. The transcript has a single exon. Bases 1 to 864 code for a protein of 287 amino acids. The record is from RefSeq and is a predicted model, not a curated record.
AUGUCACCCGAGCGCCGCCCGCAGUCUGCCCACACCGUGUCACUCGGCAGUCCCCGAGCUCUCUUUUCUCCAUCGAAGGGUGCCAAUGGUUAUUCGCCCUCUAGGGAAGCACCUCCGAAGCUACCAUCAAUCCAACAAGCAACACACCUGCCUCCCAACGGCCGUGUUUCUUUUAACGGUGGCUCUUUCCACUCUUUCCAUUCACAACGGCCGUCAUCCUCCCACUCCACUCAAAGCCCGACAUUUCCCUCACCUAUCCAGAACCGUCCCUCAAUGUCUCCUACCCAGGGCAACCGUGAUGUUGGACCCCUUGCCGGGUUUCCACCUGCACCACCAUCAGACAACUCAGGCCCAUGGACACCUUACAGGCAACACCAGGCCCCACGCCGAGGCAGUGGUCACUACGCUUCCUUCUCUUCAAUCCCUGGUGGACACCCAUCCUUUGCAGCUACGCCCAAUGCUAGUCACUCGUCCCCUCCACAAAGUUCACAUGGCGGUGUUGCACUUUCAGGGAUCAGCCCCACCAAGCAAUCACCUCGCCCCGUUACUUCUGGGAGUAUGACGGGUGCGCCAAUCUUGCCUCCUAUACAGAAACUUGAGCCGAGUCCCAAGUUGAUGGGACGCAGUUCGCCUGAUGCUCCCAUUCCGCCACCCGUAAAGUGCAUGACUCCUGAGCAAGAGGAGCGCAGACAGCGCGAAAACGCUCUGAUGCUUCAUGCCCAGUCCCAUGCUCCCAAUGGUCAACAUUCGGCCAUGUCAUCUCCAUCGCUUAACCGGAUACCGCCUCUGGGACCAUCUGCACUGUCGCAAAGACAUGAAUCAACGGUUCAAUCCGAAUCUGGUCCCAAGACGGAGGGGCAAUAG